Messenger RNA from Diaporthe amygdali, 969 nucleotides. RefSeq lists its product as uncharacterized. The transcript has a single exon. Gene Ontology annotation, molecular function: acetyltransferase activity. The coding region runs from base 1 to 969 and encodes 322 amino acids. Lineage: Eukaryota; Fungi; Ascomycota; Sordariomycetes; Diaporthales; Diaporthaceae. The record is from RefSeq and is a predicted model, not a curated record.
AUGUCCGAACCCGCGGAGGCUCCAACCUUUAAUAAAGACCAGUUGUCAAAAUAUUUCGACCAUGUUCAACUCCCUCAAAAGUAUAGACGGGAUGAUGUCCCUCGCGACCUGUCCCUUUUAACGGCAUUGCACAUCCACCAGAUCGCUGCAGUACCAUACGAAAACCUCUCUAUACAUUAUUCACAGCACAAGACCGUCGACCUGAACCCCCAAACUCUGUUCACAAAAUUUGUCGAAAAUGGGCGCAAUCGUGGUGGGUAUUGCAUGGAAGGAUCUCUCUUCUUCCUGCAUGUCCUUCGCAGUCUUGGCUUCGAAGCCUACCCAACCGGAGUAAGAAUCCGGCUCCGGGAGAAUGGAGUACCAAAGGGCGACUACGUCGGCAUGACACACAUGGCCCUCAUUAUUGAGUUGAAAGGAGAAGAGUGCGACAAAUACGUUUGCGACGUGGCUUUUGGAGGCGACGGACCGACUGCGCCGAUGCCCUUGAAGGCCGGCCCGAUCUCGAAAAACCUCGGGACGCAGGAAAUCCGGUUUGCCCGUGAGCGUGUUCCGGGCUCAAAGAGGCAGGAAUUUUGGGUAUAUCAGUAUCGUAACUCAGCUGCGAAACCCUGGAACUCAUUUUACGUUUUCAACGACACGGAGUUCCUCGAGGUUGAUUUCAACGUGGUCAACUAUUUCACCAGUCAGGCGGGAACGUUCCAGAACUUUACUAUCAUGAUUGUCAAAUUCCUGCUAGGGAAAGACGAAGACACUGGUGAGGGUAAAAUAAUUGGCAAGGUUAUGCUGGUAAACGGCGUUGUGAAAAGAAACACGGGCGGUAAGACGGAGGUUGUCCAAGUGUGCUCCACAGAACCUGAAAGGAUCGACGCCCUGAAGACUUGGUUUGGAAUUACCUUGACGGAUGAAGAAGUUUCCGGAAUCAAGGGCUCUGCAACCGAAUUGAAAGAUGUGGAAGUCAUAGUUGCUUGA